Acaulospora morrowiae is the source of this 552-nucleotide messenger RNA. NCBI's taxonomy places the organism in Eukaryota, Fungi, Glomeromycota, Glomeromycetes, Diversisporales, Acaulosporaceae. The record is from the annotation of a GenBank genome assembly.
AUGUAUGGAUCGCCUAUGCUUGCCAGUCGAAUUUCCGUUGCAUGCGGAAGAUUUACCAAAACUUCUUUCAUUAAAGCCACAGCCGGAAAAGCCAAAAAUCUUGUAAUAAAGGAUCUUCACGACUUUUCACGCAGGAAUAAACAGGAUGAACAAAUCGAUUUCCUUUAUGGCUUAUCUGUGGUCAUACCGGCGCUUGAACAGAGACGUCGCAAACUUUACCGUCUAUUCUACCAUGAAGUAAUUGAUUUUCGCAAAAAGUCUGGAAACUCCCUGGACAAGAUCAUUUCACUGGCAAAUGAAGCCAAGGUGCCAGUCGUGAAGGCAACCAAAUGGGAAUUGAACGAAUUGGUGGAAAACCGACCGCAUCAGGGAGUGGUCCUAAAAGCUUCGAGGAUCACGCCAUUAAACAUUACAUGCCUUGGUAAGCCUACCGACGAGAGUUAUCAACUCAUCCAAUCGAAUGAAUCGAUAAUCAAUAUCAGCAUUUCAUCAAGUGAAAAGUGGCCUCUCUGGCUUGCAUUGGACCAAGUUGUUGACCCACAGGUCGGUUGA